Molecule: messenger RNA, 6801 nt
Organism: Hyla sarda
Lineage: Eukaryota; Metazoa; Chordata; Amphibia; Anura; Hylidae
Product: neuroligin-2-like
Biological process (GO): neuron cell-cell adhesion; modulation of chemical synaptic transmission; chemical synaptic transmission
Cellular component (GO): postsynaptic specialization membrane; cell surface; synapse
Molecular function (GO): neurexin family protein binding; signaling receptor activity
Source: RefSeq, a predicted model, not a curated record
GGACCAGCGCCGAGCGGAGGUUCUUCAAUGUCGUACUUGAGGAGAUCCGGUGGUAGCUCCACGUCCCGGGUGAGAGAUGGAACGUAACAGAGUUGUGGCCCCGACUCCCGCCCUGCUGAUGUCCGCCACGCUUCUGUCUGCUCCCUUGGUCGCCAUCUUUUCGUAGAGAAGAGGUUGGGACAAGCGUGGAACCCCCAAUAUGUCUGCCACAGAUCUUCUAACGUUGUCAUCCAACCCAACAAUUUUAUGACCUGGGUCCUUCGCGUUGACUUGGAUAUUCUUCUGUUUCUCUCUCUUUUUUUUUUUUUUUUUUUUAACUUGUUUUUCGAUUUGAUACGAAAUCGACCCCUUUGGGGUAAAAUUUCUUUUUUGCCCCAUUUUUUUCCUUUUUUUCAAAGCUGCAUUUUCUUCUGGAAGUUUUCUUGAUUUUUUUUUGUUUCUGGGCUCGAGGAUUUCUGUAAUCUUGCUGCAUUUUUCCCUCAUGGCGCCAGAUCUUCGAGCCCCACUGAUGCUGUGGCUCCUGGCCGCAUGUCCUGCGGUCGGGCAGAAAGUGGACGAGAAAUAUCCAGUGGUGAACACUAACUAUGGGAAGCUUCGAGGAGUAAAGAAGGAUCUAAACAACGAGAUAUUGGGCCCGGUUGUGCAGUAUUUAGGCAUUCCUUAUGCCACCCCUCCUAUAGGAGAAAGGAGAUUCCAGCCUCCCGAGGCUCCGGCGUCUUGGACCGAGAUACGGAACGCUACGAACUUUGCCUCUGUGUGUCCACAGAACCUCCACGGGAUGUUACCAGGGAUCAUGCUGCCUUUAUGGUUCACCGAAAACAUGGACGUUGUGGCAGGAUACGUACAAAACCAGAGCGAAGAUUGUCUGUACCUCAACAUCUACGUCCCCCUGGAAGACGGUCCCCUUUCCAAAUCUCGGGAGGACUCCAGAAAGUCUCAGCACACUGCAGAUGAAGAUAUCCGUGACAGUGGGAAGAAGCCGGUCAUGAUGUUUAUCCACGGCGGAUCCUACAUGGACGGCACCGGGAACAUGUUUGACGGUAGUGUCCUGGCCGCCUAUGGCAAUGUGAUUGUGGUCACUAUGAACUACAGACUGGGAGUCCUCGGUUUCCUAAGUACUGGAGACCCGGCGGCCAAAGGUAAUUACGGUCUCCUCGACCAGAUUCAAGCCUUGCGUUGGCUAGAAGAAAACAUUGGCCAUUUUGGAGGAGACGCGGAACGAAUCACCAUCUUUGGCUCCGGGGCUGGAGCUUCGUGUGUCAGCCUCCCCUACGUCUUUGGGGUUCCCAUGGUCGGAGCCACUGAUCUUUUCCCGUGCAACUUCUCCAAAAACGACGUCAUGCUAAGUGCGGUGGUCAUGACUUACUGGACCAACUUUGCUAAAACUGGGGAUCCAAACCAACCCGUUCCUCAAGACACUAAGUUCAUCCAUACAAAACCCAAUCGGUUUGAAGAGGUGGUCUGGGCAAAGUUUAAUCCAAAGGAGAAGCAGUAUCUACACAUAGGCCUAAAGCCUCGUGUCAAGGACAACUACCGUGCCAACAAGGUCGCUUUCUGGUUGGAAUUAGUUCCUCACCUCCACAACCUCAAUACCGUCCAGCACCCAUCGACCACCACCAGAUUACCGCCCUACAGCACUCGCUGGACACCCGGUUCCAGGCCAAACAGUGGAAGUACCACAAGACGCCCACAUGCCACGCUUCCUCCCGAAGGGGAUGACGAUGAGAUGGUAGAGAGGCCACGAUUUUCUCCCUUUCCCGGUGACUCUCGUGACUAUUCGACCGAGCUGAGCGUGACGGUAGCUGUGGGAGCCUCAUUGCUCUUUCUCAACAUCUUGGCUUUUGCUGCACUUUACUACAAAAGAGAUAGACGCCAUGAACUGCGGCAGCGGAGACACAGUCCCGGACGAGGAGGGGCCCCUGGCAAUGACCUGGCACACCAUGGACCAGAGGAAGAGCUUAUGUCCCUUCAGAUCAAAAGAGGUGGAGGGGCUCCAGAUCUUGAACCACUGAGACCCCAUGAUAUACUGCGGCCCGCUUGCCCUCCCGACUAUACUUUGGCACUGAGAAGAGCCCCUGAGGACGCUCCACUCCCUCCACCACCUCCACCUCCUUCCUCUGUCAUGGCUCCAAAUACCAUUUCGGGGCUAGCCUCAUUACAUCCCUUCAAUACAUUCCCCACCACUGCCCACAACAAUACCCUUCCUCACCCGCAUUCAACCACAAGGGUAUAGUGGUUCUAGACAUCUCUCCCUCAACCCACUUGCUGCCCCGUCUCCCCCUUCCUGUUAUGAACAGCUAUGCUGGCUUUUUGGGCCUACCAAGCCUGAGCUGGAUUUUGCCUUAUGGCAGGGGAUGGGGUAGAUACAAAGACUUGUUUAUAAUGAGGGAGCGAGAGAAGAACUACCCAAGCUCCCCGUGCCCCUCCGUGUCCUCCUCAGGCUAUAAACUGCUCCUAGUGAUCAACCAUCAGGUCCACCGAACCUGGACUGGAAUCUCUGCCUAUGUCGUGGGGGAAACAGGGUCAAACAGAGGGGCAGUUAUUUAAUGGGAUUGUAGGGGAAGAUAAAAAGUGUUUUGAUCAAAUAAAUUAUACCCCCUGCUUCUCUUUUUAGAAAGGGAUGGGGGGGUCAGCUACAGGAGGAACGGCGGUCUAGAUGAUUAGGCCAAAACCCUCCAGUGACUCACUUCUACACCGGCUUUAUUAUUUUUAUUCAUGGACAAUGUUCAUUUGAUGGGGACGUUACACCGGGUGGGGGCAUCACAGAUACCCUUAGUCUGGUGUGUUCAAUGCACUGAAUCUUCAAGGACUAAACUGCUCCCCAAUUACCAUCACAGGAAGAAGGGGCGUCCCUCGACAAGAGAAGAGGGCAAGGGGUGAAUGUAUUAGGGAGGGGUGAAUGCAUGAGAGGCCAAAUUGAAGCCCCUUCCUCGUAACACACACAGUGCCAAUGAUCCCUUCCUCCUCGCAGACUAGGUGGGCCGGCUCGUCAGUAACUUGGGGGUGUCUGGAAGCAUUCUGCCUCUCCACUGCCAUAGUCCCAGGGUGCCUGGGUAGAAAAACAAGAGGGGAAGGGAACUGUAAGUGUGCCAAAAUAAGAGAGGGGGUUUUUAUGUGACGGAUCGGUAUCUUUUACUCCAAUAUUAUGUUUGUUCUGAUUGUUCUCAAUUCUUCUCUGCUCCGUUUUCUCUCUUAUCGCCCCCAAUUAUUUUACAUCUGCCAAGAUCAGCCCCCUCCGAUUCGCUACCCAUCUUUUUCUCCUCUCUACCAACUCUUCCUCCACAAAACCAGGCACGAGGUUUGUAACCAGAAGCACAUUGAGACCUCACGUUCCCUGCGCGGAUUCGGGUCCGAUAAACGACGAGAUGGAAGAUCGCAGCAGUCAGUGACCAGACGGUUACGGGAGAAAUAGUAGGAAAAAGGCGGUCUUGGAGGCGCUGCUCAGGGGUGUUCACAGGCCGGCACAGGACAAUAAAUAUAUAUAUUAUUUGGCAAUACGGGCAACGCAUUUCGGCACUUACAAAGUGCCUUCCUCAGGUCCAAUUAGACUGUACACUUCUAGUAGUUGGUGCUGUGAGAGUGUACUGGUGGGGAUCCUGCUUAGUAUUGGUGCCGGCGUUGACCACAUGGACCUUUGUAAGUGCCGAAAUGCGUUGCCCAUAUUGCCAAAUAAAAUAUUUAUUGUCCUGUGCCGGCCUGAGUCUGUCUUACUGUGAACACCCCUGAGCAGCGCCUCCAAGACCGCCUUUUUCCUACUAUUUCUCGCAUUUCUACGCUGGUCCCCCAUUGGGAGUCCAGAAUCGGUCCGAGUGCAGCAGCCCUAUUUCUACACAUCUCAUUGUACCCUGACAACCACGACCGCCAAAAAGCCGUGGAUCAGAACUUCAUCACCCUAUAGGUGAGUAUAUCACUUAGGUGUGGUGGAGGGAUCACACCGAGUCGAUAUACACUACAAGAGAGUGCCCCUGUCUCUUUUUCCAUCUCUCCCAACCUCGUCCAGACGGUUACGGGGAACAAGCAGACAGAUUCAGGCAGAUCCUGCGGGGUUAGAAUAACCUUAAGAUUUCUAUACGGGAAAGAUAUCUACACUUGAAACGGUUCCUGCAAGUUACAGCAUCAGUGACUUAAAGGGGUCUUCCGCCCCUAGACAUCUUUUCCCCUAUCCAAAGGAUAGGGGAUAAGAUGUCUGAUCGCGCAGGUCCUGCUGCUAAGGAGAUCUCCAUGUUGCACCGGCAUUGGUUUAGAGCGGCGGGAACAGUGCCGGAGGCUCUUGACGUCACAGCCACACCCCGCUUGUGGCAUCAUGGCCACUCCCCCUUAUUGCAAGAAUCUCAUUGAGGAAGCGUGGCCGUGACGUCGCGCGCUGAGGGGGGGGGUGACGUCACGAGCCUCCGCAUCGCCAGUCAUCUGGCACGGAGUGAAGUUCUCUCCGUGAACUGGAUGUCUGGGGUGCCGCAGUCGAGAUCGGCGGGACCCCCACUAUCAGACAUCUUAUCCCCUAUCCUUUGGAUAGGGGAUAAGUUGUCUAAGGGCGGAGUACCCCUUUAAUGGGAUCAAUCGGGGAAUAUUAUCGCCCCGAGGAUCCACGAAUAAAAGAUCUCUUUCUUUCAUCCAAUGAUUGGCCAACAUUUCCAACACAGUUGACUUCUUCUCAGACCAUGGCUGUCUAUCAUUGGUCGGCUAAAUUGUUGUAUUCCACCCAAUGAACAAUCAUUUUGUUUAAUCUAUAUGGCCACCCUAAAGGUAAUAGAAAUCUGUUGGCCAAACCCAACUUAUUUGGCAGCCACGCCAACCAUCUUAUGUGUAUGGGGGCCUCCCAAUUCUUCUCUGACUGAUUAUAUCAGAAGGAUCGAGCAAUUGGAACCGUCCAACCCUUUUGUUUUUGGGAACAUGACGGGCAUUUGGCAAUGGCUUACCCAAUCCCACUGUCUACUACAAACACAUGAACACUAGGCCGAUAUGAGUCGAUCAACUGAACAGCUCUCGGCCCUAUCCACCUUUCCCCACAAAUCUGCACCAUACAUGUUCCAUCGUGGGCCAUUCAUUGACCGUGUAGACCACCAUUCGUUUGGCCAUACACAGGCCAUCAUUUUCUAAGAUGAGGUAAAUACUAUCCUGGCAUUAUGUACUGAGGCAGUCACAUGACCAGGGCUUGACUAUCGUGGAGGACAAAGGGGACCUCCGCCUCCCAGUUCUAAAGCAUUUGCCAGAUCCUCGGGAAAGCUGUCCAUACAAUUUAGACGAACCCUCUCGACCCAAACAUCCAAGAGUGUGUGUACUCUAAAUGGGUAUGGGGGAGAAAGAUAUAAUUUUUUACUCAUUAAAAACAUUAGGAUCUUGCAUUGAAGGGGGGACAAGAAUCCGGAGGCCCCCAUACUCAUUAGGUGGUCGGACAAGUCAAACAAAAUGAGUGGGUUCUACUGAAGGCCCUUAAAGGGGUAUUCCUUCCUUAGACAUCUUAGGGGAUAAGAUGUCUGAUUGUGGGGGUCCCUCUGCUGGGGACCCCUGGGAUCUCCCUGCUGUACCCAGCAUUCAUUUAGAGCAGACCUGGGCAUUGUAUGGCCCGACAGACAGCGCGGGCCGGUCAGAGCCUAUCAAUGGGCCGUAUGUGGCCCGCGGGUCAUACAAUGCCCAGGUCUGGUUUAGAGUAUUGGGUGCAACGUCAGAGGUUUGUGACAUCACGGCUAAGCCCCGAUUGUGACGUCACGCCGCGCCCCCUCAAUGCAAGUCUAUGGAAGGGGCGUGAUGCCUCUCACACCCCUUCCCAUAGACCUGCAUUGAGGGGGCGUGGCCGUGACGUCAUGAUCGGGUUGUGACCGUGACAUCACAAGCCUCCGCUUCGCCAGUCAUCCGGCACGGAGCGAAGUUUGCUCCAUGCACCGGAUGUCUGGGGUGCCCCACGUCGGGACCCCCGCGAACAGACGUCUUAUCCCUUGUUCUUUGGAUAGGGGAUAAGGUGUCAAGGGUGGAGUACCCCUUUAAAUACGUUGAAAAUUCGACCGUGUAUGGCCAACUUUAGGCCUAAUGGUUCCUCCAACUACACACAACAGGGCAGCAGAGGCCAGAAGCUCCUUUUUCGAGAAAGGCCAGUGACCUUGAUGGACGGCCACCAUAGUAUGCGAAAUCGGUGAACUGGAUGGAGGCAGAUUGUCCUCUCCACAUAUAUAUCGAUGGUCGCCAUCUUGUCCUCUCUGGUAGGUGGUUUGGAGGAGAUACGAUGACUUGUUGGUGGCCCCGGUAUAGGAAACUCUGCUGUAACUUGCAGGAAAAUGUAACUCGACGCCAUUGGUCUCCAUAUCGUGGCCCCCCAGAUGCUGCAACGGUUUAUAGACCACAGCUCUAGUGAUGACGAACAAGACUACAACGUACGUGCAGUGGGCUGCUGUCCGGAACGGCGCACCAGAGAAGCCCCGCCCCUCACUGACCUUAAGAUUUAUAUUAUAUAGAGAUUGUUCUAUAAUUAAAAAGGGACAUAUGGAAUAUAAAUAUAUAUAAAGUAUAUAUGCACAGGAUGGUGCACACACAGAUGUGUGUAUAUGGACACACGCUAUAUACAUGCAUGUACAUAUAUAUAUGUGUGUAUAUAGAUAUAGAGGUCGGUGGCAUUGUACUCGCCAGCAGCAACAAAUCAAAGUACAAUGGCGCGGACCCCUACACAUUAUACCCGUGUGUAAAUAUACACGACACGAAGGCACAGGAGAUGCCUUAUUGCCUUUAUAGGUCCUGGCGCUGAAUCGGUUAACUACUGGCACUUUUUUUUUUUUUUUCGUUUUUUUUUUUUGUUUGUUUUUGGGAUCUUGG